CCUCGGUCGGCCACAAUCAUGUCUGGAGGUGUGAUCAGGCCGAAUGACCCCACUGUGGAGGACAAGAUUCUCGGUUAGCGGCGAUUGUCACACAUUACACGUCAAGGCGCCACAAUGAAUGUGUUCUUCGUCUGUUGGCAGGCCAGGGCGGGGAAGGAACGGUGUACAGGGGUGUGUGGCGAAGUCCAGAUGGAAAUAUUUCUGUGGCUGUCAAGACAUUCAAAGCCAACGAGGAGCUUGACGAGGGAGUACGGCUACAGAGCCCUAUAGCUUUCCAUCAUGACGCCCGCGUGUGCGUGUGUGCGUCACGGUGUGCAGUCACAGUUCAUGGAGGUGCUGGAGGAGUUCCUUCCGAUGCUCCCCCUUUGUCACCCCAACAUAGUGAGGGUGCAUGGUGUCUGCAAACACGACAAAUACGGCCUCGUCAUCGUCACAGGUGACAAUCCUUCGCUUCAUCCAGCUCCCUACGUGUCGUUUGUCCUUCUCAGAGUUGUGUACGGGCGGCUCUCUGGCCUCCUAUCUGGCCAAGCAUGGAGCCCCACCGCCGGAGCGGCGCGAUAGGUUCAUGAGAGAGGUGCAUGACGCACAGAAAGAGAGUGUCGUCUGUGUCUCUCUAUAAGUGUGUGCGUGGAUGUCAGAUAUGUGAAGGUGUCCAGUACUUGCAUGAUAAGAAGAUCAUCCACGGUGACUUGAAGCCCGAAAAUAUACUGGUCUCAGCACAUCACUCACGCAUUACUCGAUCAAAACAGGUUCCUGUUGUCGCCCGUACUUGUCAGCUGACGGAGGGUCUCGUCAUCAAAAUAUUGGAUUUCGGGAUAAGCCGGGGCGCUGAGAGAAAAACCACUGUGACUACAGGUAUCCGUAGAAAGUGGAGGAUGCGAACGUCGCCGCACAGGUGCUUGCGCUGCAGUUGCUGGAACCUUCUACUAUAUGCCUCCCGAGGGCAUCGAACCGGAGUGUAAGCAUGCCGAGAUAAGAUGAGCUCCUGGGAUCACUGUGUCUGGUGCAUUCAUAGUGGGAAAACUGACGACGAAAGCUGACAUUUGGGCUGUUGGCGGCGUCGCGAUUGAGCUACACGGAGGUAAGAGAUAAGAAAGAGCGCAGCUCAAAUGCAAGACGGACCGUAUUUGAUUCAGGCCGGCGGCCCUUCGAAGGCUUUGGGCCGGCACAAAUUCUCCACAAGGUCGUCAACAAGAAGGAGGUGAGAUGCCAUCACCUCUGCUUUCAACUUAUCAGACUGACUCGGCCCGUAAAAGUCCUGCAUCGGCCUUCCUUUUUAUCAGAUUCCUGACAUCCCGCAAUCCUUGCUCCCGCAUAUCAAGAACGCCAUCAAGGCAUGCCGAAUAAGUUCACAGCAUCCGUCUCCUUACUGUCUCUCUCCAUGGUGAUCAGAGUUGUUUCAUCUUCAAAGCGGCCAAUCGGCCAACAGCCACACAGGUCGUAUGAACUUUCAUCAAGGGUGAGAAACGCUGGGGCUCACUGGGGCUCACAUACUCGGUGCGUGUACGUUUCAGUUUCUCGAUAAACUGGGGCUGUCUCGUUCGAUGUCAAGCGGACAGCCGACGGAUACGACUGAGGAACCGCCGACGAGCCCAUGGGAAUGGCUAUUCGGCGGAAAGGCCAAGCGACAAGGUCCAUCUACAGUAUAUGCAUGUUCUUCGAUAGAUGGUCUCAUUCUUGAUUUCAGAUGCCCUCUCACUUCCUGCGGCUCGCGGUUCACUCGGGAAUGUGUCUCCCGCCGGCCAUUCAUCGGCUAGCCGCAUGAGCAUGGCCAGCACCAUGCCAGGGCCGCCCAGCACUGCGUCUCCCUCUCAGUCGCCCAUUGAGGGAAAGGUGAGUGAGACGGGCAGGCAGGCUUUCCAUCCCACAUGUAUCUGCACAAUCACGUGAUGUGUCGGAGUGUGGUGGUGUGCAUGUGUCAGUUGGGGUCUACUACGUCCACCACGGCUCCUCCAACUCGCUACUACGGUAUGAGGGAUGGAGAUCAGCAGAGAUCUGACGGCAUCUGUGGACAGACAGGCGGGAAAGCGUGUCGGGAAGCCAGCUACGAUUGCCAACUGUGUCAACUGUGUGUGUAUGGUGUCCUUUCCCUUGUUUUUUCCUCAGUUGAUCCGUCGUCUGCAGGUUUCAGCCACGGCACGUACCCGUCACCGUACGGCAUGCCGCUUGGUCCGCACGGGUACCCAGGUGGUCCGUAUGGCUACCCGGCCUACCCGCCGGUACCAGGCCAGUACUAUGCCCCCGGGGCCGGCCAGUACUAUGCGCCGGGGGCGGCUGGCGUUGCUCCCACAGUGUAUGGUGGGCCCGGUGGUCACACUCAGGCGGUGCUGCCCGCUGAGCAUGCCAAGGGGGGCGAGGCGGACGAGCCCAACAGUCACAUUCAGGUGGUGCUCCCUGGUGAAGAUGCCGAGGGGGGCGAGGCGGACGACGAUGAGGGCGGCAGGAGGACAGGAGGGCCGGCGAAAGGCGGCAAACUCAGCGCUGAGGAGAAGGUAUGUAAGUGGUAUGUAUACGUACGGUCCCGUAGGUGUGUUGUGUGGCUGAGUGUCUGUUGUGGGCGGGCAGAAGGAUGAGAAGGCUCGUCUGCAGCGGGUUGUCAAGGACUUCGCAAAGGUACUGACUUACUGACUGUCACGCAUUCGUGUGUGCGAAGAGGUCAUUAGACAAUCAGGCCUGUGUGUGUCUCGUCUCGUCGUCCUGUGUCUCUCUGUGUGCAUUUGUGUGUCGGUCAGGAUGCCGUCGGGGGGAUGGAGAUGACGGUCAUAGACCUCGACGGUACACAGGCACAGGCCCGCCCAGGAGUGUCCAAAGUUCACCCUCUGGAUGAGUGUGCAGGGAGGAAGUUCAGGACUCUCUUCCAAAUGGACAGCUACCUCCAGGUAAGCCAGCCACUCACAACACAACAGACAACCCCACUGCAGUGCAGCCACUGUCUGUGCGAUGGCCUGUCCGUCCGUAGUACUUCACGUUCGAGCCGGUCAAGGGCGAGGCUGUGCCAGAACACAUGAGGAAGAUCGAAAUGAAAUCGGUGGGUGCGGCGCGGGAGGACGUGGGGACAGAUCCUGUCUAUGUCGGUAUGCGCGUGUGUGCAUGUACUCAGGUCGACAGUGUGUACAGGGACAGCAAGGUCAUGAAGAAGAAACCCAACUUCCCCUUCCCCGAAGACGCACCACACUGUGUCGGUAAGAUGCCCAUCAAAUACUUCCCCCCAUCCAUGUGUGUGUAUGUGUGUGCGUAGGAUUCGAGACUCGUGGGGGUAGGGUCAAGUUAUUUUUCCUUAUCCCCGAGGAGGAUGCCCGGGACAACUUCUACACAUGUUUCAAAGUACUCAGGUGAGGACACACUCACACACAGAGGGAGACAGGCAGGAAGGGCGGCGUAGUCAUGUCAGCCAGAGAGAAAGAGCCAGCCGCCAGCUAACGAGUGGGUGGGAGAAGACACACAUGACUGUUUUCUGGCAGACUCAGCGUGGAGGUCAAGAAGCAGUCGUAACAAUUGGUGCCCUAUUCUUCCAGCUGACAGGAUUUUGGUCGGUACGUGUAUGUCAUGUGAUUGUGAACGAUCAGGAGGCAGUGAGACAGGCCGGUAAGACCACCGAAACUUAGAUACUCAAUGUGUCCUCUGCC
Molecule: messenger RNA, 3626 nt
Organism: Vitrella brassicaformis
Lineage: Eukaryota; Vitrellaceae
Source: the annotation of a GenBank genome assembly